AUGAAACUAUUCAAAUUCCCCUAUUUGGUCCAGCAGGAGAUACUCCAUAACUUCGAAUAUAAGAAUCUAUUACUGCUCUCCUUUGUGUCUAAAAACAUGAAUAAAUUAAUCAAAUCAUCUCAAAUCGCGAGAUUCAAAAGUGUCAAUUUUAUUGAAUAUGGCUCUGGCAGAUCGGAUGAACCGUUGGUUUAUAUUCCCCACAAAAACACUCGGUAUACGAUACUGAAACUUACCGGUCCAUUCGAGAAUCCUGCUCGUCAUGAAAAUGAUUACUUUACCUUGAACAUAUCUGGAAAGAUAGUUGAUGUUCGAGUAUGCAUCUUUCACGGUCUUGUGGUGUUCAGUCGUUCAUGGGAACCGGUAAUCAAAUCGAUUCAUAACUAUCUUCUUAAUUUAUUCGGCAGUUCUGUGGAAUAUCGUUGGACAACUAGUACUCGCACGGAUCUGUUCGAAGUGUUCAUUCCAAGACUCAAAAACCUGUCGGUAUUGAAUACUUCUUGUGGCGAAAACGAUAUGAAAACAGUGGACACCUAUUUGUUAUCAUCUCCUGUUAUCAAACGGAUCGAUUUCUUCAUUUUCUGCUCCUUGGAUAGAGGUUUUUUUUCCCGGUGUGGAUAUAUGCCAACGGAGGAACCAUUCCCUCCAGAAUCCAAAUUGUAUCAAGCGCAAUCUAUAGGAGUCACUCAACGAGAGCUCGCUACUCCGGCUGUUUUACGUCAUUACCAAGGAAGACAGGCAUUUAUAAAAUGCGAAAGAUGCGAGAAUCAAGAUUUGAUAGAGUUUAUAAACAGAUGGAAAUCAGGAGAAGCUUUUCGAAAUCUCGAAUAUUUGGAAAUUGAAAUACUUAUCAGUGAAGUUCCCCAGAACCGAAUUUUCUACGCAACUGGAACCAAAUACAUUGAUGUAACGAAAAGGUCACCAACUCAUACUUUACCCAAAAUAUUCAUUGAUAAUGGUGAUGAUGAACCAAAUACGGAUCCAAUCACAAGUCAUGCCUAUGUCGUUAGAGAAUCAGAUGGUCAUGUUGCGUCUGUUCAGAUUCAGAGGGACACGUUCAGUUUUGGAGUUUGGGAUAAAACCGAAGAGGAGUUUUUAAGAAUGGUGGAAUAG
Messenger RNA from Caenorhabditis briggsae, 1110 nucleotides. Gene Ontology annotation, molecular function: protein binding. The record is from RefSeq and is a predicted model, not a curated record. Gene Ontology annotation, biological process: embryo development. The coding region runs from base 1 to 1110 and encodes 369 amino acids. The transcript has 3 exons. NCBI's taxonomy places the organism in Eukaryota, Metazoa, Nematoda, Chromadorea, Rhabditida, Rhabditidae.